UUGAUUCUGAAAAUUUUAUUAUGUGAAAUCUGUUAUGUCCUGUCCUCCGUCCUGUCCUGGAUCAGACGAUCCUCGACAAGAAAAUGAACAAAUAUCUUCUACCAAUCUUCAUCUGGUGGACACCAGCUCCCUGACCCUCAAUGAUCUGCUUCAGAGCAAUAAUUUGAUCGAGACUUCGCCAUUAAAGUCCAUCCUGGAGAAUCAAUGUCUAAGUAUUACUCUGAAUCCCAUGACAGAUUCAAUUUUAGACGAUAACUUAUCAUCCUCUGACCUCGCCAAGUUCAACGUCGACGACCUGACAUCAGAGUUGUUAAGUAUGACAAGUCAUAGUGACCGUUUAUCACACCAAAUCGAUAACCUGAAUUGUGAUAUUUGCGGAAAGAGAUUCGAUAAACCCGAGUACCUUAUCGUCACCUUCGAAAACACAGGGAGGAGUUUAUGUGGCCAUGUUGUCUAGCUGUUUUCGCGAGAAAAGAGAACCUCAUAUCCCACGUUUGUUCAUUUUCAACGAACAUUCCGGAGUUUUCGUGAAUAUUAAUGAGAGAAUCACCUAGAAUUAACGAGAGCUCUCUGUAUAUAAUUUCUGGGAGUUUCAUAAGAUUUUAGAAUCAAAAUCGAAGAAAAAUGUUCCUUAAAUUGAACCCAGAUGACUAUGAAUUACCUGAAAGGUGAAAAAUUUUCUAUUCUCUCAGGACAUGUUCAUACGACUUUGGCUGAUAUUUUCCAUCAACUCCAGAAAAAUGUCUACAGUACCUCUUCGUAGUAGAAAAAAUGUCACCCAGAAAGUGCUCAAGAUGAUAAAUUUGUCGAUCGUUCUCCAAAUAUCAGAUGAUAAACGAAAAAGCCACUAACGAUAAAUGUUUAAGAACCUACAUUCAGAAAAAUAUGGAGUCAUUACCAUCUUCCACUCUGCAUCUUCGUUUCCUUCGUCUCCAUCUUAAUCAAAGUCCUGAACACCUGUUUCUUGAGUUCUCUUUACCUCUCGAGUUUGUUGCUCUCCUCGACCUCAGAUUAGUCAGAAUAACCCAAAACUUAUAGAUUUUAUAUUCCAUAAGAAAGUCCCUAAACGACGUUUACACUUAAAUUUUCAGAAUUUUCCUAAUUUCCUUCAAACAAAAUAAAAAAAAUUUGUUCCAAAAAUAUAAUUUCAGAUGACUCGCAAUUAUCUGAAAGAUGGAGAUUUGCUAUUCUCUCAGGGCAUUUUUCUAAGACCUGUUGGCUUGAUAUUUUCGGUUGAAUGAAAAAAAAACUGUGACCGACCUCUUAACCUACAAUUCGCUCUAAAAAAAUUAUAAAAAUUGUCUAACCCCUGGCUUUCUAUCCCCUGUGCUCUUCCACUACAAAAAAUGUCUCCCAAGGACUUCUAAACACCAUAAAUUUGUUCAUCAUCCUCCAAACAUCAGGUACGACGAAUUGCACUUGUCAGUCUCUCCUUGGAAUAUCACAUCUAUGACAAAGCUCGAUAUGAUGGCGUGUGCGGGGGGUGAGCGGAAAUCGGGUUAAUGUCAUGAUGUUCUCUGAUUGUCAACGGACGAUCAACAACUUGGACAAAAGUGAUCCGCAAUGACAAUGUGCAAGACUCGAGUGUUUGUUUCGGUGCCAAGUUCACAGUUGGAUUAGUGUCUGGAUGAUAUGAGCUUUAGAUUUUCGGAUUCAGUGCAGCGGUCAGCAACUGCCAAUUAUGAUAAAUCUUUCGGUGCUGUACUUCCUAACUGGAGCAUUGGGUAUCGUCAGUGGGCACUUGUGUCCUACCCCGUGCACCUGUAAACUUGUUGGGCCCCAAAAUGAGCGGCUCAGGGUCAAAUGUAAAGAAGAUAUUCAGAGCAUUAAGGACAUUAAUAUCAACGCUGUCAGCGUAGAACUCUAUCAACUGGAUUUGAGUAAAAAUAACAUCUACUUCAUCGAAAAAGGGACAUUUCAGAAUUUGACGAAUUUGAAACGCCUGGAUCUCUCUACUAAUAAACUCACCGCUUUGGAGGAAGGAUGUUUUAGUGGAUUAGACGGUUUAGAAAGAUUGGAUUUAAGCAAAAACCAAAUUGCAUCCAUUGAUCCUUUGGUCUUCCGUCAAUUGUUGAACCUGAAGAGACUUGACUUAUCUGCCAACAAAAUCAGCGCAGUAAAAACAACGUUGUUUCAUGACCUGGUGGCUCUAGAACGAUUAAAAUUAAAUGGAAACCUCCUGAAAACCCUCUCCGAGGGUACUCUCCACGGACUGAAGCUCUUACGACAGCUGGACCUCAGCAACAAUCCCUGGGAAUGUAACUGUUACCUCUUCUGGCUCGGUAAUUGGAAAAACACAUCCCUCUUCCGGCUGAACUCAACACCUGUCUGCGAUUCCCCUCCAUCAAUGCACGGUCAAUCCCUCCUCGAUCUGCGAACAUCAGAAGAACUCGACUGUCAGUUCGGUUCACCAACGCUUCAAAUAAAUCCUGACCAAAAUCAGAUUAUUUUCGUGGGUGAUUCAAUGAACUUGGAGUGCAGUGUCCCGAGCAUAACAGACGAUAGAAGUGCUCGACUAGACUGGACAUGGAAUCCCAGUAUCUUCAACGGCACCGGGAGCUUCAUAAAUCCCCAAGACACCCUGUCCAACAUCAAAGUGGAGAACAGAUACCUCUCCAACUCUGGUGUGAUCCACAGCUCCAUCACAAUAUUCCCAGUGAGGAAGGAACACAAUGGCCAGUGGAACUGUCAGCUGAUCUCAAUAUACGGUAACAAAUCUAAAACUGUGAGUAUGGUGGUGAUAUCCGAGGACACCAACUACUGUCCCCUGGUGAUUACCAGAAACAACAAAGGAACUUAUGCCUGGCCACAGACAGUAGUCGGCUGGAAGGUGGAAUUACCUUGUGAAGGAAUCGGUCUCUCCACCCUCACCACGACACCCCUUCAAGCAUCCUAUCACUGCAACUCCACUGGCAGUUGGACUGACCUCAACACAGACCCUUGUCCCUUCAUUUCCCCAACGACAAAAGCACUGGAACAAUAUUCCAAAGUCAAUCUGUCCCUGACCAAAGGAAAUUUACUAGAAACUGUUGUGAGAUUUAAAAAUCACACGGGCUAUCCCAACAAGAUAACAGAUCCAAUCGAAAUCCAUUUCAUAGUUAAAACAAUCGAGAACUACUUGAGCUUUUUGGUGGAGGAAGAGGAGCUUGGUGUCAUACUAAUGGACAUCAUCAGCUCCAUCAUGACCCUUCCAAAGGAUAUGCUGAAGGUGUCGGAGACCUCUUACAACGCUUGCUCGAGACUGAUAAAAUCUGUCGAAGUAAUUACAGAGUUGACACCUUCAAUUCAACUCCAUAAAAAUAACAUCGCUCUAGAGGAAUUCAAGGUGAAGACCGAGAGCUUCAUGGGCUUGACCUGCACCUGGUACAGCACAAUCUCGGGGGAAGUGACACGGAGGCUCAUGCACUGUGCGACGAACAACAGAACAGCGAUUUUAAAUACUAAAGAUAAAUCGAUAGAAGCGUCCAUUCAGCUUCCAGCUUCGUUACUCCAUCGUCUGGACAUAACCGUCGCCCACCAACUGAUGAUCUCCAUGUACAGCUCCAACAGCUUUCUACCUCUGACCUCGGGUCCUCCUAAAAUGGACAUAACAUCUGGAAUAAUUGGAAGCAAGUUGAUAGGCUGUCCCGUCGCCAACUUGACAGAACCUGUCUACAUUAUGCUAAAAAUGCCUCGAUCAUAUCAUCUGGGCAUUCGACCCAAACCUGUCGUCUGGGACAUGAAGUUCAAUUCUUCAGGGCAGUGGUCCACCAAAGGAUGCCAAUUGUCAAGCCUCGUGAACAAUCUCGUUGUGUUCCACUGCGACAGAUUAGGGUACUACGGUUUACUAGAAGACACUUCAUAUCUUCAUGACACCCCUUAUCCUUCAGGUGCCAUGUUCAGGUACUCCAAUCCUGCUAUCUACAUUGGAACGUUUGUAGCGAUAAUUUGUCUGAUAAUUACGUCAGUGACUUACAUAAUCUGUUACACGUCCAUCACGAUGCCAAAGAAAGCUAAACACUGUGUCAUAAACACCUGGAUCGCCAUAAUUCUCCUGUGCUUUCUGUACACCACUGGAAUCCAACAGACUGACUCCAUCGAAAUUUGUCAGGCAGUUGGUCUCGCCCUUCAUUAUUUGUCCCUAUGUUGUCUGCUGUGGAUGGCAGCAUCUGCCAGCAAUAUGUACAAACGAUUAUCAAAGUCUGAUGUGACAGCAGUUCCUGAUGAUGAGAUACUGGAGCAACCGAUUCAAAAACCUUUAUUGGGUAUUUACCUCGUGGGAUGGGGCAUCGCCCUCAUCAUCUGCGGUAUUUCGGGCGCCAUUAACUUGAGGGAAUACGCUGGAUACUCGUAUUGCUUUCUGUCUUCGGGUCCAGCAUUGGCAGGUCUCUUCGUUCCUGCGAUUAUUCUCCUCGUCUACCUCUCGAUAUUUCAUCUCCUCAUUCGAUGUGCCAUCAGAAGUGGUGAUCACAAUGGACAGUUGUCGGAGGGGACUCAGGCAACUGAGAAUAUGGAUUUAGAAUUGUUGGAGCCAAAUGAUAAUGCAGGUGGAGAUCAAAACAGCAUUCACUCGACUCAGACUGUUUCAUCGGAGAUUGAGGAUGUCGAGCAUUCGCAAAUAACUCAGCUGAAGGGACAGGUGGUGAUUUUGAUUCUGUAUUUGAUUGUCUGGUUCUCUGGGGCUGGAGCAACUGUACGACCUUUCAGCUUUCACAUUCCCCAUGCAGAAGCUAUCUUCGCUGCUAUUUAUGGAAUUUCUGUCAGCAGUCUUGGAUUAUUCGUUCUUCUGUUCUAUGGAAUAGCGAGAAGUGAUGUGAGGGCACAGUGGAGCCUCAUGAGGUGCUGGUUGAAGAAGAGACAAAACAGAUGCUGCAGAUCUAGAAGUGUCAUUGAUACAAAUCCAUCUUUACCAGCUCAACCUCUUGUCCAAAAUCUAUCAGUUCCAGUUUCGAAUACUCAAGUGACUCAGGUGAUUUCUGACACGAAUUCCCUCAGUUCGUCGAGGCUUACCAACGUCUCUCGUCCUUGUGUUCCCUUGAAAACAUCGGAUAUUGGGUCUGAUUGUCCCUCGAUAACUAACAAAAGCCCUAAUGUGAAUCUGGUGGCUCUUCAUCGUCAGCAGUAUCGUUCCAACAAUUCUGUAACUACUUACACUGAGGGGACUCAGUCCGCCUGUAUCGAGAUGUUCUACAAUCCACGACAAAGUGGUGUCGCCAGGAAGUUCUUCAAGAAGCAAAAGAGACACACGAAGCACAAUAAUUUGGGCCCGAGGAAGCAGGGCGAUGGUGGAGCUACCAGUGAUGGAGACAGCUGCAUCUCCCUUCCUAGACCAGCUCCGAGAAUCAACAAAUCACAAAUCGAUAAAAAUGUUUAUGGCAGCAGCGCCAAAGUUAACAAUACUAAUAUUCACGUGGAGCUGAACCUGGUUAACACCACGAAUAAUGUCAAUAUACUUUCUGACAGUGGUGGAAGUCUAUCAGAAGACAGAUCAGUGCCAAUGCGAUACGUCAUUGGUCAGGAAAAAAGCAAAGAAAUUGUUAAAAACGUUAACAAUGAUCACAGAAACGAUACGGAAAAUGAUUUGCCGAGAAUACUGGCACUGGGACCACUGCUGAGUCCCAAUGAAUCUGAUUUUGAUACCAGAACUGAAGAGGAGAAACACAUUAGAAAUGUUUCUCAACAGUGCAGCUUGGAGUACAGCUCGGAAUUGGAUUCUGGAACGCAAAUAUUGAGCGAGAAAAGUGAUCACGAUCUGUCGGAAAUUGGAGAAACUCCGGAAACUCAGAGCAAAAUAUUUGAAGAGGAUUUUCAGUGCUCAGGUCUUCAUGAGCUCUGCCAGAAGUCGGAGAGUUCAGGGAGACCUUUGGCAAGAUCAGAGCACUCCAGCAGCUUGUAUUGUCUUUCAGAGGAUCGAUUUGAAGAUCAUCAGUUACGAAAUAACCUCACAAGUUCUUGUAAUGAUGUGAGGAGUGCUGAAAGGACGAAAAAUUAUUCGAUUGGAUUUAGGGCUUCCAGUGAUGACCUUCAAAGCGAAAGCACCCGGAGGAGAGUCUCUGGUGGUUGCAGGGAGGAAGAACCUUCGGGAACAGGGGAUAAUGGCUUCAUCGAUGAGAGUCUGUUCAGUACAAGGGAUAAACCUAUUUUUAAUAGAUCGUUAAGUAAUAUUAAUCAGUGCGUCGAGGAUGAUUGCGGGUAUUGGUUGAUUGGAUGUUUGACGGUGCCGGAUAUGAGUGAUGAAGUGUUGGAGAAUCAAGAGGUUGGUGGAGGUGGUGGAGAUUAUUUGGAAAAAGAAUUCAACUCUUCCCAGGAUCUCACUGCUAUUAAUGUCACACUUGGGGCUACGAGGCAUCUGGAUAUGAAUGCUAGCAUUGGGGUGGAUUAUGAGGACACUAAUUAUGAGAAUUCUCAUCACUUUAGUGAGGAUGGGGUACCAUUGGAUGAUAUAUUGAUGGAGACUAAUUCGGUUAAGAAGGAGACGAGUGUUUAGAAUUAUGACAGAAGAAAGUGAUAGACAAAUUGUUCCCAGGAUGACAACAGGAUUAUCGACAAGUCCAGGUGUUCUACCCGGAUGCAGAAGGUAUUUAUUGGGGUUUGAGAUACUUCAGAUGACCAUGAAAAAGUCAGGGAAUUUUUGAGGGGAAAUUUUGGGAAAAAUCCAGUGCUAUACUAGAGGUAAAGUGAAACAUGUCAACAGAUGGAAUUUUUUUAUUUUAAAAUAGAGAAUUUUCGGUUGCGUUGCGAUAACUUCAAUUGUUUGUGUUAAGAUUAUUAUGGUACAGUAUCAAGAGAAAUGAGACUGAAGCACACGAGUUAUUUUUAUAGUUUUUUAUUACGUUCAUUUCACGAUUAUAGGGAAUUAUGAUAUUUUUGUAUGAAAUGUGGUCGAUGCAAAUUUUCGUUAAUUCAUGACAACUAACAAUUGCUGCAACUGAUUAUUUUCACGGAUUUUUAAAAUGUUCUUGAAUUGAUUUGGCAACUUAUUUAGCAGAUAAUUUUAUGAGAGGGGAAUUACUGUGUUGGGGAUUAAAAUCGAGGGGCAAAAUGGUACAGUGAAAGUAAUUUUGGAUAAAAAUUUCUCUUACAGAGGGCGAAAUCAGGGAUGAAAGUUGGUUUUAUCGUAAAAAUUAGUCUCCCAAUUAGGUCUCUAAUUUUUUCGACAAAAUUUAACUUAAAAAUUAGUCAACAUUUUAUUCAAAAUUUCUGUCAGUGUAGAAUACUGAUAUGUGUUUUAUUCAUACAUAAAAAUUCCUAUCAAUGCUAUUAAUUUUGUGAUACUUUUCAUAAUUAAUGAUACGUGCACUAUAAAAUUUGAAGAUCUAUAAUUUUUUAUUUGAGUUUAAAUGAUAAAUUGAUAGAAAUCUUUUACAAAUUUCUAUCUAGAUCAAUUCAUUUUAUUCUGCCUUUCUUCAUUUUUUACUGUCACACAGUAAUUUUUCAUUAACUCAUUGUGAUUGGUUGACGAUUCGCGCCGAAUAUAUCCGAUUAUUACCGACGUUGGACUCCGUCAUGUGACCUGUUGCAUCAGCCAUUUAGCGUCCAUCUUGUCGUAGCCCAUUAAACUUGGAAUUUUUACGAGGUCGAUAUAGAAGUUUUCCUAAACCGAUAAAGAUAUUUCACUGGGCGAAAUCGUCAAUUUCCUCAGGUCUGUAGUUUGUGCACGAGAUUGUAAGGCAGCACAGUAAUUUUUAUUGUAAUCACACUAUAAAAAUUCACUGAUUUUUCUCUGUACUUCCGACGUUAACACAUCAUUUUGUGGUAAAUUAGAAUGAGUCCAUUCGACUUAGUCCCAUUUAUCGCUGAAAAUCUUCUGAAUGAGGUUAGGUACUGAUUUUUUUUUGAUAAUUCCUUUUAGUCCGAUUAUUACCCUACACAAAAGAUCUUGAUGAAAAUUCUGCUACUCAUUUUUCUUUUAGAAUAUUUAUCGAUAACUCAUAAUAAGGGCAAUGCACCUGGUUUACAAAUUCACUACAGAUUAUUAAUUUACAAAUCGAGGAAUCCCAGAUGUUCAAAUCUCUUUGGCGUUGCCAACGUUAUUGAUGUCGGACGUGUACUGGGAUCAGGGUUGGGCAUGUAAAAUACGUCACGUAAAAUACAUAGUAUUUUACACGUAUUAUACCAUGUAUUUUACGUCACCUUUUUCAAACGUAUAAAACGUAAUAUACAUUUCAUACAACAACGUAAAAUACGUAUUAUACGUCACGCCAUGUCGCAUGGAAUUUACAUGUUUUUGCACUGAUGAGAGUGCAAAAACAUGUAAAGUGUAAGUAUAAGUGUAAGUGUAAGUAGUGAGUGUAUUUUACGUUGUUGUACUAAGUGUUUAUUACGUUUUAUACGUUUGAAAAAGGUGACGUAAAAUACAUGGUAUAAUACGUGUAAAAUACUGUGUAUUUCACGUGACGUAUUUUACAUGCCCAACCCUGCCCAACCCUGACUGGGAUUAAUAAGUCAAGAGUUGUAGUGUUGGUACUGAGACAAUACUCCAGAUGCAGAAUGAGAUUAUCAAUAAAAUUUCACCUAAUUUUCUCCGAAUUUCCGCACAAAAUCUACUAACAAAUUUUAAGAUGUCAACUCUAAUAUUUAUUUCGUGGUUUCUUUACAUAAUUCAUGCAUUUAGGGGGUUUAUUUUAAUUAACCUGUGAGAGUUUAGUAGUUUUCGCUUCGCUUUUGGUACCGAGCACUGGAAUUUUUCCCAAAUUUUUUUCUCUUCGCAUUAAGAUAAUGAGGGAAAAAGAAAACCAACUCAACCGAUCGAUAAUGCUUCAGUUGAUUUCUGUUUGGGCACAAGGGAUCAUCCAAAGAGGAUUGACUGAAGUGGAGGCUCAGUUCUGGGGGUUUGAGUGACCCCAGCGACGUCGUAGUACUCACCCCAGAAGACGUAGGGCGCCACACGCAAUCCUGGGGUGUCUGCCCUUCAGCCGAUUCAACAAUUCCUCAAUAACAGUUCUGCAGUCAGAGAAACUAAUUAAAAAUGGAGGUGUGGUCCUCUGCGUCACCAAAAUACUUUUUUCCCAUUGAAAUUAGAUAACAUUAGGAUGAGCAGAAAGGAGGAUAUGAGGAUGCUCCACUUAAAAUUAAGGAGAUUUGUUCGGUUCUACCAUUUUUGUCACUUUUUGACAGAACAAUCGAAUGAUUUCUUGAUUCGCAGUUUCAAAGAAACUCUGAAAAUGAGAAUUGUGUGUAGUAAGAUAGAAAUUAAGAAUUAUUUGCAAUUAAAAGGGGGCAGACACCCCAGGAUUGAGUGUGGCGCCCUACGUCUUCUGGGGUGAGGUUCUACGAUGCCGCUGGGGUCACUCAAACCCCCAGAACUGAGCCUCUACUUCAGUCACUCCUCUUUGGAUCAUCUCUACAAAUAAUUUACUCCAUAUUUAUGCAUUUUAAACAAAUUUUGUCAAUCCUGAAAACAUAAAAUUCUCUUCUUCAUGUAACAUUCAUUUAAUAUUUAUAUACGAAUGGUUUAAUUCAGUAUUAAUAGGAGUGUGUUUGAGUUCGAAUUUUGGAUAGGACUUUUCGAGAUCGAAAAAACUGUCAGUGGAAGUAAUUGCAGUCUAUGAUAGGUCUAGACAAUUUUUUAACAAUUCAAACUCGUUUUUACGUACAAAUAUAUUUUUUACUGCCAUUUUCUAACAGAGCAACGAAGGCUUAAGCGAACUUCUUUACAUUAUCGAUGUUACUAGGCCUAAACAUCGAAGAACAAUCAAUAUUGUUCCGUUAAUCAGGGAAAGACAAGGAUUUAGUUUUUCGCUUUUCAAAUUUUUAUUUGUGUGGAUUUUUUUUGUAAUUUUUGUAAACACUUGAAGACAUUUUUAUAAUGAAAAUUAUCAUCAAAAAUGGGAAAUUAUAUCGAGAAUAACUACAAGAAAGGAUUUCAAGUCGUUCUGAAAUUUAUUAUUCGUCAUCAGAUUAGGAAUGUUCGAUAUAACAUCGAUAUUGGGGAGUAUCGAUCUGUCGUGCUAUGAUAAUAAGUUUUUUUAAUUGAUAAUUUUCAGGCAGAUGGAUUGAAAACUUGAGAUUUCACCCCCAUAUCGAUAUUCAAUUUAUAUUUUAAUGAAUGGAAUCUUUCCUAAUUAUUCCCUCAGUCAUUUACAACGUUCCUAAUUCAUUUGUGGAGAUUUUUGCAAAUAUAAACUAAUUAAACGCUUAAUGAAUGAAAAAAAAAAUACAAUUUCCAAAUCGAUGAUAUUUUCAUAUCAAUAAAUAAUAAAAUAAAUAAUAAUAAUAAUCAUAAUAAUAAUUGAUAUUUCAUAUCAAUUUUUCCAACAUCGAUAGUUUUCGAUACUAUUUAUCGGCGAAUAUGUUUCACAUGAGACGAUUUUAUCGAUUGAAAAUAUAUCGAUAUCGAUUCGAUAUCGAUUGUUCAAUAUCGAACAUUCCUACGUCAGAAAUUGAAAAAAGGGAAAUUAUAAAAAUCACGAUUGAACAUUUCAAAAUUUAAUUGACCUUUUCAGACGACUGAACCAAAUAAAUAAUUAAUGUGAGAGACUUUCGAGAUAUCGAUAGUUUCGAUGUUCGUCCUUUUCGUGACAGGAACCUGAAUUCUGAAUUCAAAUUGCCCGCCUCAGACGACUGAACUGAAUUGAGGAAUAAGCAUGAGCGACUUUCGAGAUAUCGAUAGUCUCGAUGUUUAUCCUUUGUCUCAUAGGAUAACUUUGGAUGUUGCCAUCGACUAAAAUCAUUGAUUUCGAUUUAUGGCAACAAUUGCGUCUCCCAGGCGUAGGGCGUAGGGCUUGAGAUAUGUAAUUUUCGUAGCCCGCAGGCCGGAAUGUUGUUCAAGUCACCUUGUAAAAAACAUAUUGUUAUGGUUCGAUAAAUAAUAUACAGGACAAGGUAUUUUGAAUGAAAAUUAAACCUGAGGGCGAAGCGUGAGGUGAAAGGACCUGCAACCACUUUUUAGGUUACGCUUUACCGGAAAAAUUGCCGCUUUGGAUUUUACAUCAUAAAUCGAUUAUCGAUUGUCAAAUGAUCGAUUAUGACAGUGACAUAAUCGAUUAUCAUGAUGAAGUCCGCCAUGUUGGAUGACUGACCCGUGACUCUCUUAUAAAGGAUCGAUUAUCGAUUGUGAAAUGAUCGAUUAUCGACUCUUAAAUGAUCGAUUAUCGAUUGUUAAAUGAUCGAUUGUAACGGUGACAUAAUCGAGUAUCUCCAUGAAAUUUCGUUUAGUAAUCCUUGUUGCUUGUUAUAUAAUGUCGAUUAUCGAUUGUCAAAUAAUCGAUUAUCGAUUCUUCAGUGAUCGAUUAUCGAUUGUUAAAUGGUCGAUUACAACGAUAACGUUAUCGAGUAUCUCCACGAAAUUUGGUUUAGUAAUCCGUGGUGCUUGUUAUAUAAGAUCGAUUAUCGAUUAUCGAAUGAUCGAUUAUCGACUCUUAAAUGAUCGAUUAUAACGAUUACAUAAUCGAGUAUCUCCAUGAAAUUUCGUUUAGUAAUCCGCAUUUAUUUUUAUAUAAGAUCGAUUAUCGAUUAUCAAAUGAUCGAUUAUCGACUCUUAAAUUAUCGAUUGUUCAAUGCUUUUUCAAUAAGAUCGAUUAUCCGUUAUCAAAUGAUCGAUUAUCGACUCUUAAACCAUCAAUUAUCGAUUGUUAAAUCGUCGAUUAUGACUGUCACAAUCGAUUAUCGAUUAUCUCCCUGAAAUUCGCCAUGUUCGAUCAGUGACCCGUGUCGCUUCGUACACACCAUACGAUACAACAGAAUGGGCACAUUAGGGGAUCGAUUGAAAGAGAACAAAAGGAGUGAGAAAAAAAUGAGAUGAACAAAUGCAUUUGCACAAGAUGUGGUACCCUCAGGGAAACCUGGAGGUAUCCAAUAACACAAUGCGAGUCUUCAGGUGCAGGGGGAAGGGAGUAGUAAUGGGGGCCUGCGAAGAUAAAGGAACAGACAUUUUUGGUCCUUCGGAGGACAAGGAAGGAAGCACAUGCAGAAUGGAAGUAUAACUCGUAUGAAAAACAGAAACGGGGGUCUUCCUCUCUCAGUCAAGUAACUGAACACUUAAUUGUAAGUUGUAAAUAAAUAUAUGUAAAUAAUGUAUAUACUAAAUUUAGGAUAAGUUUCGAUAGAUUACGAUAAGGAAGAAAUGUAUGAAAAAUGGUAAGGGAAGUCCUUGCCUGUUCCUAAGGGGAAUCAAUAAAUAUACAUAUAUACUUA
Messenger RNA from Diachasmimorpha longicaudata, 12114 nucleotides. It is a transcript of the gene Remo, whose product is annotated as adhesion G protein-coupled receptor A3. Bases 1682 to 6466 code for a protein of 1594 amino acids. Gene Ontology annotation, molecular function: protein binding; G protein-coupled receptor activity. Gene Ontology annotation, biological process: G protein-coupled receptor signaling pathway; cell surface receptor signaling pathway. The record is from RefSeq and is a predicted model, not a curated record. The transcript has 6 exons. Gene Ontology annotation, cellular component: plasma membrane. NCBI's taxonomy places the organism in Eukaryota, Metazoa, Arthropoda, Insecta, Hymenoptera, Braconidae.